UCGUCCAAAAAAAAAGUAUCGCGCCAAAGUACCCUAAAAUUGGCGCCAAAACCCAAAAUCCUCAAAUCAAAUCCCCUUUAAAAUUUCCUGACCUACAAAUCUCGAAGUGAAAAUCGGAAGCAGAAAAGGAGAGAUAGAGAGCGAGCAUCGAGAGACCGGAACAACAUGUCCACCAUCUUCUAUGCCGUUCAGUGCUGCCAAUGCUCCACCAUGCAGGUGAAGCAGAGGAGUAAGAACAACAAGUGGACUUGUGUGGUCUGCAAUCAGAAGCAGUCUGCACGCAAGGUGUUCGCUGAAAGUCCCAUGGCCAGAGACCUCCGCCCCUUCGUCCAAUCCUCCAACAUGUCCCGCCAAUUCACCGACGAAAAACAACUCCACGAUCUUGCCCUUGUUUCUGAUGUUCAUGAGUGCAAUACCCAAAAGAGAAGACGAACUGAUUGGACCGAGUACCUGGAUGCUGAGGCCGAUCAGCGCACCGAGAUCAAGCAAGAAGAUGAUGAAAGUGGUGGUUUUGAGCCCCAAGUUGUAACUGAGUUGCCGCCGGAGUUAAUCAAGAAACCAAAGCUGAACAAAUACUAUGAUGCUUCUGGGUCUGCGGAUACAGAAAAUGGUGGUGUCUAUGAGCUUCAAAAUCGUAGACCAGUCAUCUCUAAGAGGGAUUCCAACAAACAUGUGCACUCCCCCGCAGAUGUGGAGAACUGGAGGUGCGAGUUGACAAUAAACAAGAACACUUCAAAUUGGAGCCAUCUCAUGAUGCAAGAUGACAAGGAAUCAAGAAAAUUGCAUGCGACAAAGGCUUCACUUACAGGUGCUUCAAAGUGGAAUGACUACGUAACCGAGGAUGAUAAUGAUGGCUUGAGAAUCAUCAACAGAAAAAGCCGUGAAGAGAAUACAGAGCAAUGGAGUAAUGAAACAAUAGCAAACUAUGAAUAUGAGACGGUAACAACUGAUGACAGGGUAGAAGAUGACAUCCAUCCUGAUUUCUUGCAAGGCUGAUCUGUUGUCUCCAUCCUUGGUACUUCUUAAACAAAGAUUAAUGGCUACUAGAAAAUUUUGUUCCUGUUACUAAUUUGUACUCUGCUUUUGCUCCAACCCAUCCAACGGAGGUAAUAUUAUCAAUGCAUUACUUAUAAUGAUGUUAGGUUAUUGGCAUGUAACUAAAGAUGAGAGGGUAUAUAUAUCCCGUCUUAUUUGGCCUCCCAGAGCAAGACCAACACGUGAUUGAUUAUUGGUCCAAGAUUGGUUAAGUCAAUGCUAUCGUUCAUAUGCAUGCAAGUGACAAAAACUGUGUGCUUCACAUCGAUCAUAAACUAUUGGCGUCGAGUUUCUUGCCCCAUAGCAUCAUAUGCCUCUGAAUCAUAUAGAAGACCCUUAUGUUUGAGCCAUCGCCCAUGUGAACCAAGUUGAAAGGCUCAUAACACUUCCAAUGUUAUUACUCGAUGCAGUAACAGUCUAGCAUUAUUAAGUUAAUGUGUCAUAGUAUAUUUUGUACAUUAUUAAUAUCAAUCAUAUGUAAUUCAAAUAUUCAAUCAA
Molecule: messenger RNA, 1533 nt
Organism: Rosa chinensis
Lineage: Eukaryota; Viridiplantae; Streptophyta; Magnoliopsida; Rosales; Rosaceae
Exons: 4
Coding region: 166-996 (276 amino acids)
Biological process (GO): mitotic G2 DNA damage checkpoint signaling
Cellular component (GO): nucleus
Molecular function (GO): chromatin binding
Source: RefSeq, a predicted model, not a curated record